AUGUUCGUUUCAGUAUUUCGGCGGCUGCCCCAAAUCAGCAGGGCCGCGGCAUGCUCACCUUCAAGUUCACUUCUUCACAGACACUUUCCGGAUCAGCUUGCCAUUGAGAGCACGGCACCUCCGCAGAAGUACCUCAGCCGGCUGGCAGACCUCGUGCAAGAAGCGCAGCAUUCAAGGUCAUGCGCAGGCAGCCGCAGCAAAAGUCCGCACAGGACAGGUGAUGAGUGUCGUGGGAUGCCAUGUGCCUCUCGUCAAUAUCAUCGUACCUUGCGGGGAAAUGCAAGUGUCCUGGUAUGUGCAGCAAGGCGAAGGUCGAGAGAGAAGGGAUGGGAUUCCAGCCUCGACCGAGAUGACAUCUUCCAGAUGCUGCUUGAGCAGGGGGGGCGUUGCAACUAUUCCGGGGUUCCCAUGGAAAUCCUGGUUCCCCAUUCACACUGGCGCAUGUCCUUGGAACGCUUAAACAAUUCCGAAGGCUAUCGGCGCCAAAACUGUGCCUUGGUAGCCGCUGAAUUCAACUCCGGUGAUUUCAGCAGGGCCCUGGGUGUGAAGCAGGCAGAUGUUGAAGGCUCAGCGCAGUGGUCUGCUGAGAAGCACCGUUUUGUCAGCAAUGCCUGCAACUUGAUCGUGGACCUGGAGAAACUCCAGCAAGAUGUCGUUGAUGCGUUCCGAAAGCCUUUCCUGUCUGGCAUGCCGUCACGAAGUUCAUACCGUCGUGCUUACUCCAGGACCUUACGCAGUAGGUCGAAGAGUCUAAUCUACAGCGCGCAUGCACGAUCAAGGAUGCGCGAUGAGGAUUGCGAACUUGAAUACACCGACAUUCUACGAAUGCUGCUGCAGCAACGAGGCCGCUGCUUCUACUCCGGAGUGCCCCUGCAGUACGAGCGCCCACACACUGACUGGGUCAUGUCUUUGGAACGCCUGGACAACAGCAUAGGCUAUGUGAAGGGAAACUGUGUGUUGAUCGCGAGUGAGUUCAACACACCAGACCGCAGCAAAACUGCAAAAUGGGAAGUCCGUGGGUCUUCGCAGUGGUCACUUGCGAAAGUGAUGCAUGUUUGGGGCCGUGCCGGCUUUCUCUGA
This is a messenger RNA of Symbiodinium sp. CCMP2456, 1080 nucleotides long. Lineage: Eukaryota; Dinophyceae; Suessiales; Symbiodiniaceae. The record is from the annotation of a GenBank genome assembly.